AUAAUGCUUUAGUUGCCAUUCUGCAGAUGAUCAACUAUCCCCACGAUGUACACCAGACUAGCUGUCACUUGCAUAGUUCUUGUACUGUGCUGUGUGCAGACGAAGUGCCAGAACCCUUGUCCCACCGCAUUUGGCUGUCAGCAACAGGGUGUUGUGGUUUGUUCAGGGUGUGGUCAACCGGACCAGACGUGCGCAUACCAGUCACCACGGGGUAAUGUUUGUGGCAAUAGACUCUUGGAAAAGACUCAAGUCCGCACCUGUCGCGACAUCUACCUGCACAACCCUUCCAGCCAGAGCGGAGAGUAUACGUUGUUCAGCAACCGGAGAGUGUAUUGCCGCUUCAGCAACGGCGUUAUCACCACCUACUUCUCCAAAUCUGCUGCAGACGGUUUGACAACAGAAGAGCUAAGUCACCACUACAAUACAAAGUCCGAAGUCGACGUUGUCGCAAAGUGGAGUAAUGAGACUCAGACCGUGUCCAAACUCGCCCAACUGUCCCGAUACUCCUUCUUACCCCUUGGUAUCACGGCAAAUGAACACACCGUCUACACAGCACCCAUGAAUUUGAAUCUUCAACCUUAUCUAUUUGUUGGUUUUCUUCCUCAAGUCCUGAUUUCCAAAAGUUUCAUCAAUGGGUAUCAAGCUAAUGGCAUGGACAAGUCGUUCCACAACUGUGACGAAGGUCCAAACUCUCAGUUCACGUUCUAUGCUAACCCGAGUAACUACCAGCCUCAAAAGCGUGGAUGGGAGACCCAUCAGGUGACGUCAGAGUGGACCUCAGGUGCCCGGAUGAUACAUUCCGCUCAAGGUUUGCUUCCAGACGACUACUUCUUCGACGGGGAGCUACACUUCGGUGGGUGCGGAGCUUACGGCAUCACCGAGAGCUGGUCCAAAGUCCAUGGCCUAAGCCUGGGGGUUAAAUAUGUUCUGGAACAUCUAGUGGUUCCAUCUUGCUGACCAAGGACUGAGUGGGUGCGGAGUGUUGAUCCCGAAGUGAAGAGCAAACGCAUUAUCCACAAGGGUUCCACAGUUGGAAACGCAGUAAUGAACCUGGUACCAGAACAUUAACCUUUUUCUCAGAUAUAGAACAUACAUGUACAUUGUACACUUUCUGCUUAUUCAUAUGCAUGUUUGCCUGAACACUAUUUCUCAUGACCGUAGUGCGUGUAGCUUUGAUGUCAAUAAACGACAGUGAAGUUCA
Haliotis rufescens (red abalone) is the source of this 1201-nucleotide messenger RNA. RefSeq lists its product as uncharacterized. Bases 46 to 957 code for a protein of 303 amino acids. NCBI's taxonomy places the organism in Eukaryota, Metazoa, Mollusca, Gastropoda, Lepetellida, Haliotidae. The record is from RefSeq and is a predicted model, not a curated record. The transcript has 4 exons.